CUUGUAUAUUAUAAUUGAUUGUAUCAUUUUUGUUUUUGAAAUGAAGGCGCUUGUCGUAGUUGUGAAUGUUAAAGUGACACAAAAACGAAUUUACUUGUGCACAUAGAUAUGAUCAAAAUUUUUUUUGAUUGUAGACAUCUUUUCUCGAUAGAACAUGAAACGAGCUUGUGUUGAGGUAUCAAGUGGGACAGCAUGUUUCAAUCGAUACGGCCAAUUGUUGGUUGAUGAAAUGAAAAAACACAAAAUAUACCCUGAUGCAAAAGAUGCUAAUAAUUGUUUGAAGCUAGUGUUGAAUGGUAACCUGAAAAGUUUGAGUUUUGCCUUGGAAGUUCUGACAUGUUUCAUUGAUGAUUCAUAUUUGGCAAAGACAACUGAUCCUUCAGCAAUUUCAAAGACUCUUAUGAUAUCAAAAGUGAUUUUUGUAUUGGUCUUAGGCGCUCUAUGCUGUGCAAUUGCUGUCAGAAGAAGAAAACAGGCAACUUUAUCCCAUUUUCAACUGAAUCAUGAUCAAAAAGUUGAAACCCUGAAUCAAAAAGAGUCAAAAUCAUAUACCACCUCUUUUGUUGAAGAAACAACUCCAGAAAUAGAAUCACUACUGAAGAUCCAAAAAUAUUCCCAAGCAGAGAUAUCAAUAGAGGAAGAAAAGGAGAAUGAUAAAAGGCUCUUGAUCACUUCUAAUAAUCAAGUCUUUGAUCUAAGCACAGAACUAGGCAAAUCAAAAUGGAGAGAAAGUGUGAAAAGUCAGCUUCAUAAAGAGGUGACCAAGAAGGACACAAGAAUUGAAACAACUUCGUACAAACAACAUCUGUUUGAUGGGAAUAGUGUACUCUCACCAAGGCCAAAAGCAACCACCAACGCAUCUCAAUUGGGAUUGGAGACAAAUACAAUGGAUAAUUUGUACCACAAAAGAGCAAGAGACGACAUCAAUAUCCAUGAUCCAACCAAGCCAGUUCCAUCAAUUUUAAACCAUCCAGUUGUUGAUGUGAGAGGCAAACCUUUGCGUCGUAUCUUCAUCCCAGGACGUGGCUGGGUUUCGUCCAAGACAUUAGCCCUUGAAAAAACCAGAAGCAAGAGAACGGAUUGA
Messenger RNA from Hansenula anomala, 1084 nucleotides. RefSeq lists its product as uncharacterized. Bases 155 to 1084 code for a protein of 309 amino acids. The record is from RefSeq and is a predicted model, not a curated record. Lineage: Eukaryota; Fungi; Ascomycota; Saccharomycetes; Phaffomycetales; Wickerhamomycetaceae. The transcript is spliced from 4 exons.